AUGUCAGCUCCACCGUCUGGAUCAUCAACUCCAAACUCCCGCUUCACAUCACAAGCACACACCGCCGAAGACCUCCUCAAAUCCCAAACAGUCGGUCUCGUAAACCUCACCGACUUCCGCAAACGUCGCGCCGAAGCCCUCGAGCAAAAGGAGCGUGAGCUCCAAUCCGGCUCCGGCGCCUCCACACCCCAAUCCGAUCGCGUCCCAUUCAAGAAGCGCAAGAAAGGCGCGUUAGCCAAAGCAAAACUCUCCUUUGGCGUCGACACCGACGAUGCCGACAACGACGAUACCACCGACUCCGCCGGCCUGUCCAGCGGCAUACCUACCCCACGCGCAAAGUCACACACACCAGCGCUCGAAGGCGAGGACACGGGGGUAAACAACACCACAGUCGCGCCACGCAAACGACUCGGCCCAAACACCCUCUUCGCAUCCAACGCACCCAAAGCAAAGACCAAGUCCGCCCUGGCAAGAGAUGCCGCCACGCGCGACCAGCUCCGCCGCGAAUUCCUCGUCAUGCGCGAGCGCGUCAAGGAAACACCCUUCAUCCUCCCCUUCGUCUUCUACGACGGGACAAACAUCCCCGGCGGCGCGUGCCGCGUCAAGAAAGGCGAGCACGUCUGGCUCUUCCUCGACAAGGCGCGCAAAGUAGGCGCCGAACACGGCGCCGGCAGCGGCGACAAGGGCCGGCGUGAAUGGGCGCGCGUGGGCGUCGACGACCUGAUGCUUGUUCGUGGGGAUAUCAUCGUGCCUCAUGUGUGUGCUUUCUUCCCUUUUCCUACCCUCACUCGUACUCCUCCGUCCACCCAUGCUUUUUCCUCUACCGUACAUACAGAAGUAUACCUAACCCCCGCCCCCCCUUCUCAGCACUACGAAUUCUACUACUUCCUCGCCAACAAAACCCUCAAUUUCUCUGCGCAGCGCCUCUUCCCCCACUCCGCCGAGCCCACCCCCGCCACCCCCGCCGAACCCGCAUCCAGCAGCGCAGACACAGAUAUCGACCCCUCAACAUACGACCCGCUCGCGCGCCACGACAAGAAAGACAAUGACACUUCUUCCUCUUCUUCGUUUACGGUGCUACCGGACAGCGAGCUCGAGGGUGCAGACGAGGAGCCCAGCGUGACGAAAGUGGUUGAUCGCCGCUGGUACGAGCGCAACAAGCAUAUCUAUCCGGCUAGUAUCUGGGAGGAGUUUGAUCCGGGGAAGGAUUAUAGUAGGGGGGUUCGGAAGGAUGCGCAGGGGAAUUCGUUUUUCUUUUCUUGA
Messenger RNA from Pseudovirgaria hyperparasitica, 1263 nucleotides. RefSeq lists its product as uncharacterized. Bases 1 to 1263 code for a protein of 420 amino acids. The record is from RefSeq and is a predicted model, not a curated record. The transcript has 2 exons. Gene Ontology annotation, biological process: chromatin organization. Gene Ontology annotation, cellular component: nucleus. NCBI's taxonomy places the organism in Eukaryota, Fungi, Ascomycota, Dothideomycetes, Acrospermales, Acrospermaceae.